CAGCAGAGGAGCGCUCCCCAGAGCCAGCGGGUGUCUUGGGCGGAGGGGAGCGGGUUCGUAUUCCGGACGAGUGACGACGGGGUUUCGAGACCGUGCUCGUGGUAUUAUUUGGGUAUGGGGUCGGGCCCUGAGGGUGAUUAGUGCGUGUGAGUGAGCGAGUGAUUGAGAGAGUGAGUGCGUGCGAGCGCUCGUUGAGGUUUGUUUUGUUUGUUUGUUUGGAGUGGUGGAGGUCGAGGGUGCUGCUGCUCGUGUUGUCGUCGGAGGUGAUUGAGGUCGAGUUUACGUGAGGAAUAAUCGUCCAUGCAAAAGAGGGCGGGCGGGCGGAUACAGGAAAGAAAGGCUGAAGGCUGAAAGCGGAAGGGUGACGAUGGGGAUGUCUCUGAGCUCACAGAGCGAGGAGAGGAGGUCGAGGAGGUAAAAGCAGCGACGCCCGCCAGUGGCACGAAGCGGUUUCGCUUUCCGUCGAUUUGUCGAAGAGGGUGCGGCAGCGGCGAUCGGGAUGCCGCAGGGAGAAGAAAAGGUUUCGGUGCAUUUUUGGAGAAAGUCGAGGGCCCGAGGCGCUGCGCCGAAUGCAGCCGUUUGAGAAGCCAUCGCUCGCUCGUCUGGCCGAGUGUGGACACGUUCGUGGCCUUCCUGGAGCUCGGCGGCUCCGGAGCUUGAGAGCAUUGCCUGAUGACGGCAAUUUCUGCUCGCGGAAGCAACUCGCCCUGCAAUCCGAGCGUGUCUCCUCCAAAACGCGAUCGUAGCCCGGCAUGAUACGAUAACACAUUGCUGUAUAUUGAAGCUAGGCGUCGCUCCGGCGCUGGGUUUCAACACAACAGUGGACACGACACAGUAGGAGAGUUCGAAGCGCAGUAGGAUGUCGUCUUCUACAUCCCAAUCCAUAGUGCCUGUCGGGCCUGCCCGGAAUGCUAGCCCGAGGGACAGGGAUGGUGGAGAUGGAGACGGAGGAUUGAGAGAGAGGGCCAGAGAGAGAGAUAGGGAAAGAGAGGGAGACAGAGACAGAGAUAGAGAGAGAGACAGAGACAGAGAGAGAGAGCGUGAAAGAGGGAGGGAUCGAGAAAGAGAAAGGGAAAGAGGCAGAGAUAGCCCAGCCCGUAGUCCAUUGCCUGAAACUCAAUCAACUCCAGGCUCAGGAAUCAGGCGUGGAUUAUCCCGUACAUUCACCACCGCAAACAACAAUGAUGUGUUUGACAGUGAAGUCGUCCCGUCUUCUCUCUCAGCAGUUGCUCCCAUUCUUCGUGUCGCGAACGAGAUUGAAAGUCAUCGGCCGCGAGUUGCUUAUCUCUGUCGGUUCUAUGCGUUCGAAAAAGCCCACAAGCUCGAUCCAACAUCUAGCGGAAGAGGAGUGCGGCAGUUCAAAACAUCGCUGCUUCAGAGGCUUGAAAGAGAUAAUAUACCUACACUCAGAGCACGGCAAAAACGGAGUGAUGCACGCGAGCUGCAAAGCUUUUAUCAGCAGUACUAUGAAAAUUACGUGAAGGCCUUAGAUGGAGCCGAACAUUCUGAUCGUGCCCAGCUGACAAAGGCUUACCAGACUGCUGGUAUCCUCUUUGAGGUUCUGACCCAAGUCAGCAAGAGCGAGAUGGCAGAGGCUCCUCCGGAGAUUAUUGCUGCUGGUAAAAUAGUAGAAGAGAAGCAGGAGAUUUAUCUUCCGUAUAACAUUCUUCCUUUAGAUGCGGCCGGAGCCUCACAAGCCAUCAUGCAGCUACCUGAGAUCAAGGCAGGUGUGGAAGCUCUCCGCAACAUCCGCGGACUUCCUUGGCCAUCACAGAUGGAGCAGGCCCGACAUAAGUCUGGUGAACUUGAUUUGUUGGACUGGCUGCAGUGCAUGUUUGGUUUCCAGAAAGACAACGUCAGGAACCAAAGGGAGCAUUUAAUUCUGAUGCUCGCUAAUGUGCACAUCCGACUGAUACCGAAAGCGGAACCAAUGAGCAAGCUCGAGGAUCGUGCGCUGAACGAAGUUAUGGACAAACUCUUCAAGAAUUACAAGAGCUGGUGCAAAUUUUUGGGCCGCAAGAACAGUCUCUGGUUGCCAACUAUUCAGCAGGAGAUUCAUCAAAGGAAGAUUCUGUAUAUGGGUCUUUAUCUUUUGAUAUGGGGGGAAGCUGCAAAUCUACGCUUCAUGCCGGAAUGCCUCUGCUACAUUUAUCACAAUAUGGCUUAUGAGCUGUAUGGUAUGCUGGCUGGUAACGUGAGUGUGGUAACCGGAGAAAAUAUAAAGCCAGCAUAUGGUGGGGAGGAUGAAUCUUUCUUAAAGAAGGUCAUUACACCUAUUUACGACAUAAUUUUUAAGGAGGCUAAGAACAAUGGCAAUGGGACUGCUGCCCACUCAGCUUGGCGCAACUACGAUGAUCUAAACGAAUUUUUCUGGUCUGUCGACUGCUUCCGUCUUGGAUGGCCGAUGCGGCUUGAUGCCGACUUCUUUGUACCACCUUCUCAAACUAGUCUUUCUUCCAAAUUGAGCAUUGGUAAAGGGGGAAAGGUAGCCUCAUCCAGACGUCUUGGAAAGACGAAUUUUGUGGAAAUCCGCUCUUUCUGGCAUCUGUUUAGAAGCUAUGACCGCAUGUGGACUUUCUACAUAUUAGGCUUACAGGCUAUGAUUGUAAUGGCCUGGAAUAUCGAGGGUUCUGGAACCUUUAAGUCCACUUUUGAAGGAAACAACUUCAAGAGAAUUCUCAGCAUCUUCAUCACAGCUGCUAUCUUGCGUGUCAUUCAAGGUCUUCUGGAUAUCGCAAUGAGCAUGAAGGCAUAUCGCAGCAUCAAGUUCAUGGGCAUGUUGCGCCUCUUCUUGAAGCUCCUAGUGUCCAUUGCCUGGGUGAUUGUGCUCUCUGUGUGCUUCGUUCAUACUUGGGAGAAUCCCACUGGUCUUAUCAAGAAUGUCCAAAACGUGCUGGGGAGUAGUUGGAAGAAUCCGUCUCUGUAUAUCACAGCUGUCGCCAUCUACUUGCUGCCGAAUGCGCUAGCGGCUGUUCUCUUUGUCUUCCCCUUGAUGCGAAGGUGGAUUGAAAAUUCGAAUUGGCGAAUCGUUCGUUUACUUCUCUGGUGGUCACAGCCUCGUCUAUACAUAGGUCGUGGGAUGCAUGAAAGCCAAUGGACACUGUUCAAAUACACCAUGUUCUGGAUAUUGCUUCUGGCAAGCAAGUUUGUGUUUAGCUACUUCAUUCAGAUCAAACCUCUUGUAAAACCAACCAAGACAAUCAUGAACGACAGCUCCAUCCAGUUCACUUGGCAUGAACUAUUUCCGAAUGUUAAAAAGAACAUUGGAGCCAUUAUAGCCAUCUGGGCGCCCGUAAUUCUGGUGUACUUUAUGGAUACUCAAAUUUGGUACUCAGUGUACUCUACGGUAUUUGGUGGAGUUUCUGGAGCGUUUAGACGUCUAGGAGAGAUUCGAACUUUGGGAAUGUUGAGGUCUCGAUUCCGCUCCUUGCCCGGUGCUUUCAACGCGAAUUUGGUUCCAGCAGACAAGGUCGCGAGGAGAGGUUUUUCACUUGCUCGUGGUUAUAAGGAGGUGCAACCAGGCAAAGAUCGAAAAGAAGCAGCGAAAUUUGCGCAGCUAUGGAACGAAGUCAUCACCAGUUUCCGAGAAGAGGAUCUCAUUAGCAACAAGGAGAUGGACCUCAUGCUUGUGCCAUAUUCAUCAGUCAACCUUACUCUCGUGCAAUGGCCACCUUUUCUACUGGCUAGCAAGAUACCAGUUGCGCUGCAAAUGGCUGUUGAACACCGAGGUAGAGAUAUGGACUUAUGGCGCAAAAUCCGAGCAGACGAUUACAUGCGUUGCGCCGUUGAGGAAUGCUUUGAAUCAUUUAAGCAUGUUCUCGGCACUAUCUUAGUAGGAGAGGUCGAAAGAAGGCUUGUCAUUGACGGCAUUUUGGAGGAAAUUGACAAGGAUAUAUCUGAAGGAAGUCUACUUUCAAAUUUCAAAAUGAGCGCAUUACCCGUUCUUCAUAGCAAGUUCGUCCAGCUCACAGAAUUUCUGAUCAAGGGUGAGGCAGACAAGCGGGAUUCUGUUGUCUUGCUUCUCCAGGAUAUGUUCGAGGUUGUCACCAGAGAUAUGAUGAACGAGACAGCCAGGGAAUAUUUGGAGUCAACUCACGGGCCUCUUUCAAUUUCUGGGAAAACAUCGAAGGAUGUCAAAGAUCACCAAUUGUUUGCUGCCACUGAUCCGAAGCCAGCCGUCCUCUUCCCUCCACCUGCUACUGAUGCGUGGAUUGAACAGAUCAAAAGACUUCACCGGCUUCUCACGGUGAAAGAGUCCGCAAUAAAUGUGCCAACUAACUUGGAAGCUAGACGACGUAUAGCUUUCUUUACCAAUUCUCUUUUCAUGGAUAUGCCGCGCGCACCACGCGUCCGUAACAUGUUGUCCUUCAGUGUACUCACACCAUACUAUCAAGAGGAAGUAGUGUAUUCCAAGAAACAACUCAAUGAGGAAAACGAAGAUGGUAUUUCGGUCUUGUUUUAUCUUCAGAAAAUUUAUCCAGAUGAAUUUGACAACUUUCUGGAGAGGAUCAACGUGACAUCAGAACAUGAGAUUUGGGACAAUGAAGAAUAUGAAAAUGAACUGCGUCACUGGGCAUCUUACAGAGGACAGACGCUUUCAAGAACAGUCAGAGGAAUGAUGUAUUACAGGCGGGCUUUGGAGCUACAAGCGUUUCUAGACAUGGCUUCUGAUGAUGAGCUUGUUGAUGGCUACAAGGUUGUUGCAAGUGCACCUGCGGAAGCAAAGAAGAGUCAGCGGUCAAUGUGGGCCCAACUGCAGGCAAUUGCCGACAUGAAGUUCACAUAUGUGGCUACAUGUCAGAUCUAUGGUGCACAGAAGCGUGCUGCGGAUGUCCGUGCUACUGAUAUUCUUAAUCUCAUGCUCAACAAUCCUUCACUCCGAGUUGCUUACAUCGACGAAGUUGAGGGGCGUGAGAAAGACAAAAAUCAAAAAGUGUACUACUCAGUGCUCGUCAAGGCCUCAAAUGGUUUAGAUCAAGAGAUAUAUCGUAUCAAGCUCCCGGGUAUAGUAAAAUUGGGAGAAGGCAAGCCGGAAAAUCAGAAUCAUGCCAUGAUCUUUACCAGGGGAGAGGCACUACAAACCAUUGAUAUGAAUCAGGACAAUUACCUGGAGGAAGCUUUUAAGAUGCGCAACCUUUUGGAAGAGUUUCACGAACCUCAUGGAGUCAGGCCUCCCACCAUCCUGGGUGUGAGAGAGCACAUUUUCACUGGAAGUGUUUCGUCUCUUGCUUGGUUCAUGUCGAAUCAGGAAACCAGUUUCGUAACUAUCGGCCAGCGGGUCCUGGCCAGUCCAUUGAAAGUUCGAUUCCAUUACGGACACCCCGAUGUCUUUGAUCGCCUCUUCCACAUCACUCGCGGUGGUAUGAGCAAGGCUUCUCGCGUUAUCAACCUCAGUGAAGACAUAUUUGCAGGUUUCAACUCCACUUUGCGUAGAGGAAAUGUUACUCAUCAUGAAUAUAUCCAAGUGGGUAAAGGUCGUGACGUGGGUCUGAACCAAAUUUCAUUAUUUGAGGCCAAGGUGGCUUGUGGGAACGGCGAGCAGACCUUGAGCCGAGAUAUGUAUAGGCUUGGUCAUAGGUUUGACUUCUUCCGAAUGAUGUCCUGCUACUUCACAACCAUUGGCUUCUACGCCAGCACGGUGAUUGUGGUGCUUACUGUCUACGUGUUUUUGUACGGUCGUAUCUACUUGGCUCUGAGUGGAAUCGAGAAGUCUUUAGUGAAUAGUGCUGAUGUGAACAACGACCCAGCACUACAAGCAGCUCUGGCAUCACAAUCUCUUGUGCAGCUCGGAUUGUUGAUGGCCUUGCCAAUGGUUAUGGAGAUCGGGCUCGAAAGAGGGUUCAGAACGGCUUUGAGCGACUUCAUUAUCAUGCAGCUCCAGUUGGCAUCAGUGUUUUUCACCUUUUCUUUGGGUACAAAGACUCACUAUUACGGUCGGACCAUUCUUCACGGAGGUGCAAAGUACCGCGCGACAGGAAGAGGUUUCGUCGUAAGGCAUGAAAAGUUUGCCGAGAAUUAUAGGCUCUAUUCCCGCAGUCACUUCGUCAAAGGUAUAGAGCUCAUGAUGCUUUUGAUCAUCUACAGCGUGUAUGGAACUUCGGCCAAGGGGGGAGUCCCGUACCUCCUGAUUACCUUCUCAAUGUGGUUUUUAGUAACCACUUGGCUUUUUGCACCGUUCCUGUUCAAUCCCUCUGGAUUUGAAUGGCAAAAGAUUGUGGAAGAUUGGGAUGAUUGGAGCAAAUGGAUCAACAACAGGGGUGGUAUUGGAGUGUUGGCCACCAAGAGUUGGGAGUCAUGGUGGGAGGAAGAACAAGAGCAUCUGAAGCACACAGGACUAAUGGGUCGAGUUUUGGAGGUCCUUCUUUCAAUCCGGUUUUUCCUUUAUCAGUAUGGUAUGGUGUACACGUUGAGCAUCGCCGGUGGGAGCACAAGCCUUAGUGUCUAUGGUUUGUCAUGGCUCGUUAUAAUUGCUGUUCUGGCGGUCUUGAAGAUUGUGUCGAUGGGAAGACGAAGAUUCAGCGCUGACUUUCAGCUGAUGUUCAGACUUUUGAAAGCACUUCUUUUCAUCGGCUUCGUGACUAUAGUGAUCGUGCUGUUUUUGUUCGCCCAAUUGUCAGUGGGUGAUCUCUUUGCAAGUCUUCUAGCUUUCUUACCUACGGGAUGGGGAUUGUUAAUGAUUGCUCAAGCCGCCCGCCCGUUAGUUGUGAGGAGUGGUAUGGGGGACUCGGUCAAAGCUUUAGCUCGUGCGUACGAGUUUAUUAUGGGAUUGUGCAUUUUCACCCCGGUCGCGAUGCUGGCAUGGUUUCCGUUCGUCUCGGAGUUUCAGACCAGGCUUCUAUUCAAUCAAGCUUUUAGCAGAGGUCUACAAAUUUCUCGUAUUCUUGCAGGAAGACGUAAGUCAUCUUAGGACCGUACACUCCUGCAUACGCUUGGCUUCAGUACCAUUUUUGUUCGUAGAGAGAGCGAGGAUAAUCUCUGUCCACCUGUAGUUAGGACUAGGAUUAGGACGGUCGUGGGUAGUGUAGAUUAGUAGCACGUUCCUUAGUAAUCUGCCCCAUUUUCGAAAGAUUGGAAGAACUUGUGUAUACUAGACAGACAUUCUUUCAUCAUUGUAAAUCACUCUUGAUCCCCAACUUGUCGUCUCCACUACUUUGGAUUGACCUGAACGGAUUCCGUUUAUAGCUGUAGUAGCCACCAUUAUGUCGACAUACAACGCCAUACACAAGUGGCUCCGGAUUGUAAUGGAUUGGUGAUGUACAAGCGGCCGAUGGUUCACACGUCUGAUCCGGCUCUGGCUUUUAGCCGUUACCACCUAUUUAAUAUGAAAUGAAAUUUUG
Marchantia polymorpha subsp. ruderalis is the source of this 7337-nucleotide messenger RNA. Lineage: Eukaryota; Viridiplantae; Streptophyta; Marchantiopsida; Marchantiales; Marchantiaceae. The record is from the annotation of a GenBank genome assembly.